AUGGGCAAUACCUCCAGUACCGCGGUACAAAAGUGUCUAGAAUCCGCCCUCGACAACCACAAGGAGCUUCUUGCUUUCAAAGCAACCCCCUUCUACCAACUCAAACACGUCAGACCGUACAAUCUUGACAACCCCGUCACCCCCCUCGCCAUCACCUAUCCCCAAUCCGCAUCCCACAUCGCCGCGACCAUCAAAUGCGCCUCGGACAACGGGCUCAAAGUCCAAGCGCGCAGCGGCGGCCACUCGUAUGCAAACUAUGCCCUCGGAGGAGGAGGAGACGGUAAACAGAGUGAGAAGACCAUUGUGAUCGACCUCAAGAAUUUCAAGCAAUUUUCCAUGGACACCAAGGACUGGGUUGCUACCAUCGGCGCUGGAACACUCCUAGGCGACGUAACCAAAAGGCUUCACGAGAACGGGAACAGGGCCAUGGCUCACGGUACAUGUCCGCAGGUUGGAAUAGGGGGUCAUGCCACCAUCGGCGGAUUAGGCCCGAUAUCGCGUUUGUGGGGCGCCUCGCUCGACCACGUGCUAGAAGUCGAAGUUGUGCUUGCAGACUCGAGCAUCGUCCGCGCCUCUCCAACCUCGAACCCCGAUGUGUUCUUCGCCGUCAAGGGCGCAGCCAGUGGCUUUGGCAUCGUCACGGAAUUCAAAGUGCGAACGCAGCCCGAACCCGAGAAGACAGUCUUGUAUUCCUACCGUUUCCACGGCGGCAAUGCCAAAGAAAAAGCGAAUGCGUUUAAGCAGUGGCAGGCCCUUAUUACGAGACCGGAUCUUUCGCGGAAAUUCGCAAGUCAGUUCAUUCUUACCGAACAGCUUGGCGCCAUUGUCAGCGGUACGUUUUUCGGCAGUCAGGAGGAAUACAACAGUUUGAAUAUUUCAGGGCGGAUGCCGAAUAUCAAGGACAGCGAUGUUGUCGAGUUCAAAGACUGGUUGGGCGUGGUGGGACAUUGGGCAGAAGAUGUCGCGCUGAAUAUCGUGGGUGGGAUUCAGAGCCACUUUUACUCCAAGUCUGUCGCGUACACGAAGAAUGAUAUUCUUCCCGACACAGCAGUGGACUCUCUCUUUGAAUACAUUGAACAUGCCGACAAAGGCGGUGCUAUCUGGUUCAUCAUCUGGGACCUCGAAGGUGGCGCCAUCAAUGACGUCUCACCGACUGAGACGGCAUAUGGGCAUCGCGACACGCUCUUCUACCACCAGGCCUAUGCGGUCAAUCUGUUGGGCAAGAUCAACGACAAGACGCGUGCAUUUCUCACAGGCGUGAACCGCGUUGUGCAGGAUGCGCUGCCAAAUCACAAUCUUGGGGCGUAUGCUGGCUACGUGGAUCCUGCGCUAGGCAAGGAGGAUGUGAGUGCAAAGCUGUAUUGGGGUGACAAUGUCGACAAGUUGAGGAAGAUUAAGACGAGGAUUGACCCCUUGGAUGUCUUUUCUAAUUAUCAGAGCGUGAAGCCCGCGAAGCAGAUGGCGAAGGCGCGUGCGGUGGUCUAG
Molecule: messenger RNA, 1485 nt
Organism: Plenodomus lingam JN3
Lineage: Eukaryota; Fungi; Ascomycota; Dothideomycetes; Pleosporales; Leptosphaeriaceae
Molecular function (GO): FAD binding; oxidoreductase activity
Source: RefSeq, a predicted model, not a curated record